AUUUGAGAGUUGAACCUCGCGGUCAUAACGCGUUGUCAAGCAAAACGAAUAUUUAAGGUUGUCAAACUAAAAGCCAAAUAAAGACAUCAAAAUAAACAAAUCGAGAACAAGAUUAUAAAGGUUAUAUUGUAAUUUAAGCAUUAGCAGCGAUAAGCUAUAAAUAUAGUCUUCUUGAAGCUAAAAAUGUGAUAAUUUUUGAAUUUUUGUGGUUGUAAUGUGAUGUUUUUAUUAAGUUUAGAGUCUUAUCAUAUUUAAGUCACACCGAUAAUAGAAUAAAUAUGGAAUCUUUUGUGCGUUAUCGAAACAUUUUAUUAUUAGUUGUAUUUGUAAGCAGCGUGAAUUCGUUGCCAUACGACGUGCACUGGCUCGGAGGACCUACAAUAAUUGAUAGGGAGAUCAAACCGAAUAAAGAAACAAUUGACAUAUAUUGUUACAGUGGAUGUAAUAAGAAUUUAUUUGUCUUGUGGCAGACAGUUAAGUUCAAUUUAAAAAUAAAAAAUGAUGAAUUCAACCAAUAUAUUGGAGAGAAUCCAGAAGAUGUUUAUAAAGACUACACAGAGAACAGCUACGGCUGGGCUGUUGUCAAUCCGUUCCAGAAGAAAUCGUACAAGAGUAUCUCAAUCGACCUAUUUACACCAACAUGUAUGGCCAUAGACACAAAGCAUCGCCAUAGUAUAGAGUUACAUAUACAGAGAGUAGACAUGUGGCGAGUGCUAUUAAUGGCCCUUGGUCUAGUGUUAAUAUUCUCUUCAAAAGCCUUAAGUGGUAAUCCAGUAUUCUUCUAUGUUUGUGGAGUCCUGGUCGGAGUGUCAGCUUCCUUUUUACUCCUAGUCUAUUAUUUUAGCAAGCUAUUACCUAGGAAAACUCUAACAUACGGCAUACUGAUCGGUGGUUGGACAGUAGGAGUAUACUUGAUCCGUCAGGCCUGGGAGAAUGUACAGAGUAUCCUGAUGUCGUACCAAGUGUAUAUGUUCUGGUACACUUUGAUUGUGACCUUUGUCAGUUUUGUAGUCUGCUAUAGAAUUGGUCCACCAAAAAACCAGAGGAGCAAGAACCUUGUUAUGUGGACGUUACAGGUGAUAGGAGCUAUAAUGAUAUUCUUCAGCAGCCAGUACCGCGAGGCCUCGACCAUGGUGUGUGUUCUAGCACUCUGCAUCAAAUACUUCCCACAGACAUGGCUCUACAGAGUACAGGCAUAUUGGCGACGUAAGUUCCCCCCUCAGCGCCGGUUGCUCACCAGCGAGGAGUACUACGAGGAGGGCGCGCGCGAGACAAAGCGCGCGCUCGACAACCUGCGCCAGUACUGCAGCAGUCCCGACUGCAAGCAGUGGAGCGUCAUCAUGAAGAUUAGCGACGCUAAAAGGUUCGCAAGCUUUGUGGAAGGUAAUUCCCACUUGAGUGAUGAUGAAGUAAUGGACUAUGAGUCGUACGCGUUCUCCUUAGAGAGAGACAAGCCGGUCGCCAACUCCACGCGCGCUUACGACAUCUCCGACGACGACUCCUCCACUGAUGAUGAAGACUAUCUCUGAUGAAGUUAACAUUUCUUGAUAUUGCGGUGAAGUAAAUGCUUAAAAUGUAUUAAGUCGAGGUGAGUUGUGUGAUGUGUUUUUAACUAUCUCGAUAUUAAAAAAUGUAAAGGGGUCAGUAAUAUUUGGCAGGUUUGAUAGUAAUAUUUGGCAGGUUGGAUAGUAAUAUUUGGCAGGUUUGAUAGUAAUAUUUGGCAGGUUGGAUAGUAAUAUUUGGCAGGCUGGAUAGUAAUAUUUGGCAGGUCUGAUAGUAAUAUUUGGCAGGUUGGAUAGUAAUAUUUGGCAGGUCUGAUAGUAAUAUUUGGCAGGUUGGAUAGUAAUAUUUGGCAGGUCUGAUAGUAAUAUUUGGCAGGUUGGAUAGUAAUCUUUUUACUAAUUUCUAGCGAUUUAUUAUCUGUCA
Molecule: messenger RNA, 1926 nt
Organism: Papilio machaon (common yellow swallowtail)
Lineage: Eukaryota; Metazoa; Arthropoda; Insecta; Lepidoptera; Papilionidae
Gene: Nemp
Product: nuclear envelope integral membrane protein 1
Exons: 8
Coding region: 279-1529 (416 amino acids)
Cellular component (GO): nuclear envelope
Source: RefSeq, a predicted model, not a curated record